Molecule: messenger RNA, 3372 nt
Organism: Pseudopipra pipra
Lineage: Eukaryota; Metazoa; Chordata; Aves; Passeriformes; Pipridae
Gene: SGO2
Product: shugoshin 2
Exons: 9
Coding region: 134-3058 (974 amino acids)
Biological process (GO): meiotic chromosome segregation; meiotic sister chromatid cohesion
Cellular component (GO): chromosome, centromeric region; kinetochore; nucleus
Source: RefSeq, a predicted model, not a curated record
UGGUUGGAGCACGGUUCAAAUAACUCCAAGGUCAUGGGUUCGAUCCCCAUGUGGGCUAUUCAUUAAGAGCUGGACUGGAUGAUCCUCGUGGGUCCUUUCCAACUCAAAAUAUUCUGUGACUCUGUUCAUUUUGAUGAUGGAUAAAGAAGCAACUGCUAAAUCACCAUCUGCCAUGUUCACCUUGAAUGCUAUUAAAGGGCGUAGGAAAAAGAGGGAUGGAACAUUACAAGCUGCAAAAUUGAAUGCUUCUUUAGCUUCUAAAAUCAAAACUAAGUUGAUGAAUAACUCAUCUAUGUUGAAAGUAUCUUUACAACAAAAUAACAGAGCAUUAGCCGUGGCUUUAAGUGUUGAGAAAGAAAAUUCUCGCAGGCUAAAGAAUGAGAGGAUUUGUCUUCAGAAGGAAGUAGAAAAACUGCAGCUUCAUAAUAUCUUGCUUCGUCAAAAACUAAACAGUUUGAAUAAAACUCUUAUUGGAAUAGAAGCAUUUUUGAAUGAUCACCUUUUAACUGCAAUAGAAAUAAGCAGUCCUUCUGAGAAUCUGCAGAGUUCCUUUCCUCUGUCAGCUGAUCCAAGUAGCCCUACUGAUGACCAGUUCAAGAGUGCACGUCAGUCAGCGAGAUCUGUAGAAUUGCCAGUGAGGCUUCCUUUAAUCGAAACAGCUAAUGCAAAACAGCAAGGUAGCCCUUCUCUGGGUGAAAUACCAAAUUCCUACAAGUGUACCACUAAUUUGUCAGAGGAAGUGCAUUCAGAUCAACUCAAGUUUGCAUCAUUAUUGCCUUCUGGUACAAGUAAUCAAAAGUUAAUUGAAACAGAUCCAGUGGAAACAGCUGUUGACAAGAAUAAAUUUUUUAAAGAAAAUCAACUGUGCACAGAAUUAAGUUGCAAUAGUGCCCUUGUGACUCGUGUCAAAAAUACACAAUCCUUAGGACAGUCUGAGGAGCUUACAAAACAGCAUCAUGGUAGUUCAUUGCUAUCCUGUGGAAAUGUGACGGAAAGAAAGAAACAUGCAGUACUUCAUAAGUCAAAAACUCAACCUAAUUUAAAGGAUUUUGAUAAAAAAUGUGGGUCAUUGAAUCUGCCUAAACAUGGUAUCAACAGUGGCAGCAACCCCAAUGAUACAAAUUUGCAGGAAGGUUCAAAUGACUUGUGUCACAUGAUUCCCUCACCUCUUAAAUAUAGCAAUGAAAGUAAGACAGAUUUUAAGAAGCUGCUGAAGCCUGAAGAAACACUUUAUGAUGCUGAUAUGGAGUUGACUGCCAGUGAUGCUGGUGAACUACUCACAGUUACAGCAAAAGACAAUUAUAAAUUGCACCAAAAUAAAAUUAGUAAUGCAAAUUCUGACAAAAUAUUAGCAAAGUUCAGAAAGGUAAAAUAUUCUAAGAAGGAUAAAGAAAAAAUCAAAAGCAAGACUGAAGUUGAUUCAAAUUUAUGUGCAGAAGAAAGGCAUGCUGGGGCUGACAAUAGUGAAACCUCAAAAACUACUGGCUCAGAAAUUCAACUAUUCCAAAGUCAGACAGAGCAGGUACCUACAGGAGAUUCUGCAGAGAAACAGAGUAAAACAAGUAAAGCUAAAGAUAGGAGGAGGAUGUACCAGGUUAACGUAGUGAGUCCAAGAAAACAGGAGACAAAUGAAGAAACUUUCUCAGAAAUGUCUGGAGACAUGGAAAGCAAAAUUCAAAAGGCAAACUCAAGCUCACCUCUUAACAAGAUCCCACCAGAAGUUUCUUGUACUGAAAAUUUGCCAUUCCAAGAUAAUACUUCUAAGGUGUUUCCUUUACAGGGUGACUUUCUAAAUACAAAUGAGAAAGAUAGCAGACCAACAAAAAAUAGGAAAACUUUUCAAAACCCUUCCAAAGCAAACACAGCAAAAUCCUUUGGAGGGGAAAAUGGCCAGGAUGAAGAAUAUAUUUCAAAAAAAUCUCAAACAGAGAUAAACCAACUUGACAGCAAGACAAAACAAAACCCUAAAAAUAUUAUAAAGAGAAAAGACAAUAAAAAAAGUAGUUACAGACAAAGUAGAGAAACUGCAAAUGACAGCAUUCAUAAAAUUAGUCAGAAAGUAGACCAAAAGAGAAGCCCUUGUUCACCAGGCAGAUUAAAACGUACAUUGGCAAGGGCCGGCCGGAAAACAUACAUAAUACCAAAGGGAAAGCUUACACUGUUCUCAGCUUGUAAAAAUCAAGAAUUAAAAAAUAAGGAUUCAUUGCAUGCAGAGGCUGGAAAUAAAGUAACAGAAACUCAGCAAACACAAGUAGCUUUAGUUACUCAGGAUGGUGUAGCUCUGAAUACACCACAAGCUAAAGAACAAGUGCAUGAUGAUGCUAACAUGUUAAAGAAAGCAGAUUUCUCAGCAGUGGCAAUUAAACCCCUCCCCAUUAGUAGUUCUUCUGGUAAUCAGGUAAAGCAGAAACAGAGAUUUAGUUCUGAUAAUACUGAGACCAGACAAGAAAAAAGUUAUUUCAGGCCUAUUGAUCUGGGCAGGCAGAAUAUUUUGGAUGAUCAGGAAGUCCCUCAUGAAAUAGGUUCCUUUAUGAGUAAAUUAAAGCCUAUUAUUCAAGUUGAAUGUUCUAAGAAUAUGUCAUUAAAUGUAGAUAGCUUUUCCCAGGAAGGUCUAGAUAGCUUUUCCCAGGUGUGGCUCCCAGCUCUUGAUAACCAAAAUGCUUCUGUCAACUUCUCCAUACUGCAAGACUCUGAAAUCCAUGGGGAAAAUGAUCAUAAUGAAGUACCGAAUGCUGAAAAAGCAGAACAAAAUCUGGACCAUAUUUCUAAAGAGAGUUACAAAAAUGCUCUGACACCUUGUCAUGGGAGAAAGGCUUUCCAAGAUCUGACAAAUACUGGUAUGCAGUCUCACACUUUUGUACCUAAAUCCCCCCAAACUUUGGAAGAAAACUCAGCAGCACCAUCCAGACGAGGAAGACCCACUAUUUGCUACAAAGAACCCAAUCUACACAGCAAAUUAAGGCGUGGGGAUCGGUUUACAGAUACGCAAUUUCUGUGUUCCCCAGUCCGUAGAGUAAAAAAUAAAACAAGUUUUAAAAGUAAAUCAAAAUUUAUUUGAAGAAGACAAAAGAAUUGCCUUUAUGAACAAUACUUCUAAAAUGGGUACAAUUGUUUAUGUUUAGCAAUAUAGAGUGCUUAUUGUUCUUUGAUUAGUAAAGUUCUUCCAAAGUGAAAUUUUCUGAAAAAGAGCCUCUGAGAAAGGGCACAGAAUACUUCACUGAGGAAGGCAUAUACGUGUUAGGUUCCACUCGUGUUUUGCAUUUCUGGUCAGUAAUUUAUAAUUUCUUCAAAGUGUUUGCAGCACUUCUUAAAUUGUAAGAAAAGUGUAUGUUUUAAUGUAAAUUGAAAAUAAACUAGCUUUGGGAAUUUUAA